ACGUAAAACAACAUGGCGCCUCAGUAGCCACGGUGUCUUCAACGCGGCAACAAUUUUCUUGUUUAAUAUGCGGGACAUUAAUAAAACGCCUUCCGGAAUGUUUAUCUGUUCGUUUCCCGACUGCCAGAAGUCGUACGAUAAAGAGUGGAAGCUUGAUGCGCAUCUGUGUAAACACACCGGAGUGAAACCGUUCGGGUGCGAGUACGCCGGAUGCAGCAAAUCAUUCUGCACUAAAUCUCAUCUGGCUCGUCAUGAGCUCACACACACCGGAGAGAAACCCUUCAGCUGCCUUGAGCACGGAUGCACACAAAGUUUCACCACGAACUUUAACCUGAGGAAACACAUUUCACGCAAACACAAACAGGAAGCCAAGCUCUACACCUGUCCGUUUGAAGGAUGUGGCAGAAGCUUCAAGAAGAACAAUCUGCUGAAGUCUCAUGAAAGCACACACACACACCAGCUCCCGUACCAGUGUACGUAUGAGGGCUGUGACAGACGCUUCCUGAAUCCCAGCAAAAGAAAACGUCAUGAGAAAGUGCACAAGGGUUACACGUGUACAGACUGCUCGUUCCUGGCGAAGAACUGGACUGAACUCACCAAGCACAGGAAAGAGCAUAAAGUGAGGGUGCAGUGUGACGAGUGUAAGAAGAUGUUCAGAGAUCGGUGGUUCCUGAAGCAGCACCAGCACGUUCACUCCGAAUCCCGGCUGGUGUUCCUGUGUCCGAGAGACGGCUGUCGUCGCUCCUACACCACUGCCUUCAACCUGCAGAGCCACAUCCUGUCCUUCCACCAGCAGGAGCGAGCCUUCAGCUGCACACACCCCGGCUGCUCGAAAACCUUCUCCAUGAAGUUAAAACGCAGUAAAACCCCACGGCACUGCAAGUCUUUAAAAACAGAUCAAAGUUUACAGCGUCACUCAGUGGUUCAUGACCCCGAGAGAAAGAAACAGAAGAAACCCCGUCCAACACGAUCGCUUGCGUCUCGUCUGAGUGGCUACAAAGUGCCGAAAAAACCCAGCUCAGAAACCUCAGACCUCAGUGAAUCUCCUAACCCUGUGACCGGCCAAUCAGAUAUGUCCAAAUCGGACCACAAUCAGACGGCAAUCUCAUCAGGACCUGUUAAAGAUGACCUAACAAACCCGGUCGUGUCUGAUGGAUCUGAAACGGUCCGAUCAGAGCCGGGGAUGUCUGAGAGUUCCGUUAUUCUUGUAUUAGAACCUCUUCUGUUUGAGAGUCCAGCUGAUUGUCAGUCAGAAAUCAGGGAAUUUCAUAAUGUUGUAGAAACCAGCCAAUCAGAAUUCAGCCAAUCUCUUUAUCGUCAUGACCAGCCAAUUAAAAUUUCAGAUCAGUAACUGUUUCUGUUCAUGUCGGUAAGAUCUGACCAUCUGAUAACUGACCAGAUCUCUGUGUAUGUCGUCCAGUCAGAUUCCAAUAAAGUAAAAUUACGCAACAUCUUUACCAAUUUUUUUUCUUAUUUAAAAAGAAAAUA
Molecule: messenger RNA, 1488 nt
Organism: Hemibagrus wyckioides
Lineage: Eukaryota; Metazoa; Chordata; Actinopteri; Siluriformes; Bagridae
Gene: gtf3aa
Product: general transcription factor IIIAa
Exons: 10
Coding region: 68-1351 (427 amino acids)
Cellular component (GO): nucleus
Source: RefSeq, a predicted model, not a curated record